AUGCUCGCGUCUGUACUUCCGUUGGGAAAAGCCACCCGGUUCUUGCCGUUGGCGUGUCGUAGCUUCUCUGUGUCGUAUAAAUUGAGCCAGGUUUCCUCUGGCGAUGCCAGAACUCAAACCAACCGCUUGGAGAAAACGUUGAACCGUUUCUGGAAAAACGCUCAAACGAAGGAAAACCCACAAACAAAACUCUACGAGGUUUGCCUAGAUGACAAGCCCCUCAAGACCCCACUAGGACACACGUUGGCUAUACCUGCUGAGAAGAAGCAGUUGGCGCAUUUGGUGGAGCACGAGUGGGACACAUUGAAUGACUUGAAAAUCAAGCCCAACUCUUUGCCGUUGACGUCGAUGGUUUCGCGUGCUGUAGACUUGCAAACGGUUCAUUUCGCCGAGGAAGUAGAUGCAAACAUGGUAGCCAAGAUUGGCGACUUGAAUGAUAUCAAAUACAACAUGUUGAGAUACUUGGACACAGACACGUGUUUGAUCUUCACUGUUGCCGAGGAAUACGAGGGUCGGUUGAGAGCCAAACAGGAGGAGUUGUAUCGCCCAUUGAUAGCCGAGUACGAGGACUUCUUCACUGCCUACGGCAAAAAGCACAAUCUCUUGCCGGAUGAGAACGCCAGAAUUCACUUGGAAGUUUUAGAUUGUGAGACUGAUGGUCUCUGUGGUAAAAGCCAGUCCAUCACCACGCAGAAUGUAGUUUUGAAGUGGUUGGAUCUGUUGCCGAUCUAUGACCUUGUGGCUUUGGAGAAAGCCAUUUUGUCUUCCAAAUCUUUCCUCUGUGGUGCUUCUAUCCUUCGGUCCAAUGUUGGCGACGAAGACGCCCAGAAGAACUUGUAUCAGGUGAACAAGUCAGACGUCUCCGACUACUUCUACAAGUCCGUCGAUGAGAUCAUGGAGUUGGGCAAUCUUGAGACCAUUUUUCAAACCGGUGAGUGGGGUGAAGUCGAAGAUACCCAUGAUGUUGACAACGCUGAUUGGUUGAGAAACUUGUCUUCUAGUGCACUUGUAUGUCAUUAG
This is a messenger RNA of Australozyma saopauloensis, 1020 nucleotides long. Its product is annotated as ATP synthase complex assembly protein. Gene Ontology annotation, cellular component: mitochondrion. The transcript has a single exon. The record is from RefSeq and is a predicted model, not a curated record. Gene Ontology annotation, biological process: mitochondrial proton-transporting ATP synthase complex assembly. The coding region runs from base 1 to 1020 and encodes 339 amino acids. NCBI's taxonomy places the organism in Eukaryota, Fungi, Ascomycota, Pichiomycetes, Serinales, Metschnikowiaceae.